UCUCGCAUCCACCUACCACCAGCUUAUUCAGAGACUUUAACAACCGUAACCAGUGGUACUUUUGUUGCUCAGUUACAUCGAGCGGAAGAAAGUUUUCAUCUGCCUGCAAUGCAAAGCGGUUACCACUCAUUUCCGGCUAGCGGCGCCUCCCCAAUCCUCAGCCCUACCAAGUCCAGGACGCAGUCGAGCUUCGCGCCGCUGCGGCCGUGGCGGCAGCUCAUCGGUAACCUAUCUUCGUAUUCUCGUCCGCUCUCGCUCCCCGAUCUCGCGGCGAGGCUCCGACGGAACCUCUACUACUUCCGCGUCAACUACGCCGUCGUAAUGCUUUUCAUACUCUUCCUCAGCCUCAUCUGGCAUCCCGUCUCGAUGAUAGUCUUCUUAGUCGUCUUCGUCGCCUGGCUCUCCCUCUAUUUCUUCCGCAAAGAGCCGCUGGUUAUCUUCAAUCAGACGUUUGAGGAUAGGGUGGUGUUGAGCGUUCUCAGCAUAGUCACGGUGGUGAGCUUGGGGAUGACCGGCGUCUCGCUCAACGUUUUCCUGUCCGUUUUGAUUGGGGCGGCGGUUGUUACCCUGCACGCGGCGUUUAGAGCCACCGAAGAUUUGUAUCUUGAAGAAGAGGAAGCUGCCGGCGGCGCAAUGCUCCCCUCCUUCUUUGGUACCACCUCUCGAGGGGUCUCCACUAGGGUAGUGUUGGUUUGAAAAGCUUUUGUAACACUUGUUUUGAUCAUAUUUCGUAUGGAAAUACUGAAUUUGGGUUUUGCGCAAA
Ipomoea triloba (trilobed morning glory) is the source of this 763-nucleotide messenger RNA. Its product is annotated as PRA1 family protein F3-like. The transcript has a single exon. Gene Ontology annotation, biological process: vesicle-mediated transport. The record is from RefSeq and is a predicted model, not a curated record. Bases 109 to 696 code for a protein of 195 amino acids. Gene Ontology annotation, cellular component: Golgi apparatus; endoplasmic reticulum. Lineage: Eukaryota; Viridiplantae; Streptophyta; Magnoliopsida; Solanales; Convolvulaceae.